AGGGUGGCCGUCACACACCGCGCCACCGCAGACUAUUUUUGACGGUGGAGUGUAUGUCUUGUCGCCUCUCCGUGCCUCUCCGCACCACCAGCACACGCCUGCAGUGCCACACUCACCAAGGACACGCCAGGACACACAGUAGACACCGGACACUACAACACACACCCUUCUGAAAUCGACCUUGCCUGCCAAGUGCCAUUUCAUUAACCUGUUGCUGUAAAGCAUUAUUACAAACGCAAUUUUUUACCCUUCCGUGAACUUACUGGGCGGUGUGGCUCGUACAGAAUAAGGUCCUUGAACUCACCCCCCCCCCCUCCAGUGACAGGGAAACCAGCUGUGAUUUAAGGAAGCGAAGAGAAGAGAGAAAAAAGGAAAGAAAGAUCAACUCCACCGGUCAUGUUUGUUGGUCUCGCCGUCCCCUCCUGCAGUGCGCGGUGGCUUGGUGUGCUGAGUGCUGGUCCUGGCCUCCCCGCUAGUGCCACGCCCCUCACCCAAGUGUAGAGGGAGGAUGGGCGGCCCGUGGAGGCGCCUACACCCAACAGAUCACCCUAGACUAGUGCAGCAGCAGAGGUGACAGGCUGGGCAUGGAAGUGGUGGGUGGAGGAGGCUGGUGGAGCGCUGGGGAGGUGGACAAUGUGACAGUGUUGGCGGCGCAGCAUGAUGAUCCCGCCGGGGCACUGGAGUCGGCAGAUCUGUCCUGGGCCGAGGGUUACAAUGACAGCCUGUCCACAGCCCCCACGCCCCUCGGCAACACCUCCUCCUCCUCCAGGGACACACAGCGGAAGAUCGAGUAUUGCACCGAGUGGUCCGGCGCCACACUCACUCUCUUCCAGGUGGCCAACUUCAUCUGCCUUUUGGCCUUCCUGGUGCCGCACAACUUCAAGCUCUCUGGCCUGGUGAUGCGUGCUGUGCUGAGUGUGGGAGUGCUGCUGUUCACGCUGUGGGCCGGCCUAGAUCUGUGCGCUGUGGACAUCCUGGCAUGGAACCUCUCCUUUCUGCUGCUUAAUGGGGCCCAUGUUCUCUACCUGACCUACACUGUGUGGCCGCCUCGUGUCCACCCCGACCUGCUUGACCUGUACGAGAAGGUGUUCAAGCCCCUCAAGGUGAAUCGUCAGAACUUCCGGCACUUGGUGAGGGAGGCCAAGGUGCUGUGGCUGGAGGCGGGGGAAACCUAUGCGCUGGAGGACAUCACACCAGCAGAUGAGCGGCUCUCCAUUCUGCUCACGGGAAAGCUGCGUGUCACCUGUGAUUCAACGCACCUCCACUACAUCCUGCCCAACCAGUUCAUUGAUUCACCAGAAUGGGAGGCGUGUCCUGAUGACUCCGAUGAACUCUUUCAGGUGACCAUUGUGGCGGAGGAGAGGAGCAAAUAUCUGUACUGGUCACGAGCGCGUCUCCACCACGUGCUGCAUCUGAGGCCCUUUCUGCGCGCCAUCAUUCACAACCUCAUCGGGAAGGACAUCACCACCAAGCUUUACUUGAAUGAGCAGCUAGGGGUGGGCAGCACGGGGGCAGGGGAGGGGCUGCGGACAGGGGUGGGGGCGCAGGACGUGUGGCGGGGGGUGGUGCAGCGGUCCAUGAGCCUCGACACGGUCCACACGGGCACCAAGGGCUUCGUGCGGUCCCUGGCGUGGCGUGCGUCUCACCGGAGGACGUCCACUCAGUACUGCGACAGCCUCAGGUCGUCACCGGGACGCUCCGGGGACGAGUCCAACUCUUCAGACCCAACCCUGCGUGGCCCCUCCCUGCACCACCACCACCAUAACCUCCACCAGGAGCUGCAGGUGCUGGUGGUGGGCAGUGACCUCACCCGUCGACCCCAGCAGCAGCAGCAGCAGCAGCAGCAGCAGCAGCAGGGAGGCUUGGCAGCUGGUGGCAGGAAGGGCCAGCGGGACAACGUGGUGAGAUUCCACGGCAUUCCAAACUCGUGAUGGUCUGUGGCAGCACAACACCAAGACCCCAAAGUCUCCCCCCGUGGCGUGUAGCAGCCGGGAGCCUUGUGUGUCAAGAGCCAAGACUCGCCGGCAAGCUGAGGUGGCCGUCCGGACCUUUGCAGACCGUGGCCACAGGUCGCCGGUGCAGUGGCUGGGCUAGGCAAGCUGGCCGGCGGAUGGACUUGCCCCCAUUCCUACCCCUCGUCACUGGUGUAGACAUUGACAGUCGCUCUACACCCUCUACCUAUUUAAAAAGACAUGUAUGCGUAUAUUUAUAACCGAUCGGUGUAUGUGGCAUAUUCCUGUACGUGAUUCCCAGCACACGUGUCGCAGACUGUUCCAAGAGGCCAUGGUGUGGGUGAGGAAGUGACGAAGCAGCAGCAGGAGGAAGAGGAGGAGGAGUGUGUCAGUCUUUGCUCAGAAAUAAGUGAUCUUUUAGGGGGACUGUUGCAUGAGCUAGAGGAGAGGAGAGACUCAAUGCAGCCUUAUUCAAAUGUCAGAAGCCUUUUAGUGAGACUGGACGAGAGCAACUAGCCUAAGUGGGUCUCAUUCACAGUGAGAUGAGGUGGAGGUGUGAGUGUGUGUGUUGCAGGCCUAGGAGAGAGGCAGUGUGUGUGUGUGUGUGUGUGUGUGUCCGUCUUUACACAUACCUGGAAGUGUAAAUCUUAAUGGAUGUUAUGGCCUGUGUGAAUUUUGGCCAUUUUUUUAACAUAUACUGGAGAGGAAUGUGAGAUGAGAGGAGUGGUUGUGUGUGGCAGUGUUGUGUAUUGCUGUUAUCUGUCUCUCUUUUGUGUUCCUUCAUGCAGGUGUUCCCUCGUUAGUGAAUCCAAAAGGUGUGCACAACUUCAUACCUGUUCAUUAAGGGUGGUGGUUUACCUGUAUGUGUGUGUGUGUGUGUGUGUGUUUGUGUUUGUUUUCCAAUAGUACCCACACAUUACAUCUAAACGCAACACUAACUCAAAUACCAACACUUCAUAAUGUAUCCAAAAUUAUUCUUCAACUAACACAAACCUUAAGUUACAAUACAUUAGCCUGAGACUUGGCUAACUAUUAAUUUUUUGAGGGAACUGCCAAUCAUGUGAGCCUUUUUUUUUUUUCUCAAUUUUUUCUCCUUAUUUUCUGUUACCCUUGUCCCACUUCUGCAUAAAAAAAGUAUAAAAAAAUCCAGGUAUAAGAUUCAAAGUUUCAAAUACAUACAAACACCUGGAGUAAAUAAUGGCAAAGUGUGACAAUAAGGAGCUUCAUACCACUGUUACACUUGAUAUACCCGGCGACUUGUACACCCACAAGCAUACACUGUCCCUCCAUCUUAGCCAGUGUUGAAUUACCCUGCGUUUCUUUCCAUGUGUUGAAUGAAUAUGAGGGAGUGUACUGUGUGUGUCUGUGAGUGUGUGUGUAUUCUGUAUUGCCUCAUACCUGUGUAGCAUUAGUGUUCAUCUGUAAUAACUAUGUGGUGGUGUGUAUGUGUGUGUAGGGGUGGGGUGUGGUUGUCAGGUGGUGCUACAGAGAGGCAGAACCAGAGACUUGGCAAGGCAUGUAACAGAACCCAACAUUUCCGCACUUGUCUCUUCUAAAAUGGUAAUGAUAGGUCGCUUUGAUGCACCAAUUUUUGCGUUCUAUCCAAAGCUUCCAUUCGUGUGAUACAAACAACAGCCUUAGUGCCGGCCUCACUAGCUGGCAUGGUGCUCCUUACCCAGGCCACUCCAUUCAGGUUCUGUUUUGUACCAGGACUUGAGAUGUGAUAGGUGUGGUGUUGGUGAAGUCUGGCAGGUGUGUGUGGUGAAGUAAAGAGUCGUUUUUCAAGUGGGUGGUUUGUUCAUGUUUAGCUUUGUGUGGUUUUGGUAGGUGAGUAAAAUUAGCAUACACGAAUUGGUUGAUCAUGUAUUUAUCACUUUUUUAUUACUGUCUUCCUUUAUUUCUCCCUUCUGUUCUAGUAAUCUUCCUUUUUUAUUUCAUUUUUCUUCAAUUCUACCUUUUUCCAGAUUGUUUUCACACACAUAAAGUGGUUGAUUAUGUAUUUAGCACCCUUUUUUUAAUUAGUUUGUUUUUCUUUAUAAUUACAGUUUAGGGUGAAGUAUUUAGGUGUUUUUCAAGUUAAGGGUGUUUUGUUUAGUGAGCUUUAUACAGUUCUCGUAGGUGUAUAAAAUUAGUUUGUUUUUUUAUAUUUGCAGCUUAGGUGAGGUAAUAAUUAUUUGUCUCAAGUUAAGAGUCAUUUGUUUUAAGCUUUAUUUGUAUGGUGUGAAAAAUUACCUAUAUUUUUUUUUUAUUUACAUUUGGAGUUUCUAAGCAUUUCUAGCAUUGUGUAUCUUCGUUUUUUGCAUCUUGGUUAUCAAAAAAAUCAUAUGCAUUGAAAACAUACAGCUAGAAAGACUCCAGAAGAACCAUUUAGCCCAGAAAUGAUAGUGUGUAGACUCAGAGUUAGCGUGCGGAAUAGCUCACCACUUGUUGCACUUCCUACUUUCAGAGACUAAACGUAUAAAACAUGGACCACUUCACCAAAUUUUUGCAUGAGAUACACUGUGGUCCAUAAUUCCGAGACAUUUCUGCGCCUCAUCUCCACUACUUGUAAAGGGCUCUAGUUGAAGUGACAAGGAUUUUUAGGGUGUUUUGUCUUUCUAGUGCUAUGUUAAUAAACUUCUGUAUUAGCAACAGGUCAAACACUUUUCAAAGGGCUCUAGUUGAAGUGACAGGUUUUUAAAGGUGUUUCUGUAAUUCUAGUGCAAUAUUAAAGUUUCUGCAUUAGCAACAGGACAGAUGCUCUUUUUCACAAAGCUCUAGUUGAAAUGACAAGGAUUUUUAGGGUGUUUUGUCAUUCUAGUGCAAUGUUAACAAGGUUUCUUCAUUAUCGACAGGACAAACGCUCUUUUUCAUGGGGCUCUAGUUGAAGCGCCACAAAUUUUUAAGGGUGUUUCUGUCAUUCUAGUGCCAUGUUAGUAAGGUUUCUGCAUUAGUAACAGGACAAAUGCUCUUUUCAAAGGGCUCUAUUUAAAGUGACAGGUUUUUAAGGGUGUUUCUCUAAUUCUAGUGGCAAGUUAACAAGAUUUCUGCAUUAGCAACAGGACAAGCACUCUUUUUCACAGAGCUCUAUUUAAAGUGACACAGAUUUUUAAGGGUGUUUCUGUCAUUCUAGUGGCAAGUUAACAAGAUUUCUGCAGUAGCAACAGGGCAAAUAAGCUUUAGAACUCGGCUAAUUGUAUCUGGCCCUUAAAGAUGGUCGCCGUGAGAGAGGGAAGCAUUUCUGAAGACGCCACACACACUGACAAGCGUAGAUAAAGACUCCUGACACCGUUCUCACAUUUAUUCCUUUCAGAGACAAGUGCUGGAACUGUUUGCCCUUCAUGUGUCAUCCUGUGCCCUGUGACUUGCCUCUUGUCUGCCUCUUGUCUGCCUGUGUGCCUGUGUCAAUCUGCGUCCUGUCUGUCUGGAUAACGCAAACCAUUUUUCUCAUUACCUUGUGUCACUGGUCAUCUGGUCACCUGGUCAUCCAUCUUCCAGUCUUCAAAGGUCAGAAAAUCUCAGUCUAGGUCAUGUAAACCAUUUUUUUCUGUGCAUUUGUUUGUGUGUUUGGUUCAUCUGCUCUUCAAUUUCCCAGUCUUCAAAGGUCAGAGAGAGAGAGAGAGAGAGAGAGAGAGAGAGAGAGAGAGAGAGAGAGAGAGAUUGUGUAGAAAGCAGUUGAAUAGUUGAAUGCAAAGGCUAGAGAGAGAGAGAGAGAGAGAGAGAGAGAGAGAGAGAGAGAGAGAAUUUGAGUGUAAGUGUGACUGUGUGUGUGUGUUUUAAGCAGUUGAAUGCAAAGAGAGGGAGAAAGUUUGAGUGUGUGUGUGUGUGUUAAGCAGUUGAAUGCAUUAGUUAGUUGCUAUUGUUGAUACUGCUAGUGCUGCUUUUUCCUACCAGUGUCUCUCCUUCCUCUCACCUUUUUAUAUAAACAGUGAUGUGACAGUGUCUUUUUGGUUAGUGUGUGGCAUAUCUCUCUUUUUGUAUGUAUUAUUCUUACUUAGCUUGCAGACUACAGUACAAGCAUUCUCUCUCUCUCUCUCUCUCUCUCUCUCUCUCUCUCUCUCUCUCUCUCUCUCUCUCUCUCUCUCUCUCUGAUUUGAAUUUUUCUUUAUACUUUUUUCCUUGAUUUUUUUUUUCUUUAAAGUUUUCUGUCUUAAUUAAUCUCCUCCAGCUGACUUUAAUUUCUCCUUUCUCUAACUUUCUAUCUUUACUUUUCUCUCAUUUUCUUUUCCUUUCUUUAUUUUCAUUCGUUGACCAUUUUUCUACUUUUUUACAUUAUUAUUUUUCCUUUUUCAGUAAUAAGUUUCUCUCUCUCUCCUCUCCUCUCCUCCUUCCUCCCUCUCCUUCCCUCUCUCUCUCUCUCUCUCUCUCUCUCUCUCUCUCUCUCUCUCUCUCUCUCUCUCUCUCUCUGUCUGUCUCUCUCUCUCCGGACACAAGCACACACAGAAUGAACACAUGAGCACCAUCCCCUCCUGCCCCAUUCCCUCCCUCCCAUACACCCACCAUUGCAUCCCAUACCCAGCCCUCUUUAACUACCCAUACCUUGUCCCUCCCUUUUUGAAAUUUUAUAUAUAAACAACGUAGUUACAGAAUGUAUAUGAAUAGCAAAGUAAAAAGGAAGAAAAAGAAAA
Molecule: messenger RNA, 6559 nt
Organism: Portunus trituberculatus (swimming crab)
Lineage: Eukaryota; Metazoa; Arthropoda; Malacostraca; Decapoda; Portunidae
Product: blood vessel epicardial substance-like
Cellular component (GO): sarcolemma
Molecular function (GO): cAMP binding
Source: RefSeq, a predicted model, not a curated record